AUGGCAACGGAACGCUCAUUAAUCCCGAACCCUUCUCUUGUCGCCAUACUCCUCGUGAUCCGGGAUCCUGCAGGCGGUAAUCUCGUCUUUCAUUACCCGCCACAACCCCGCUCUGAAGCAGCACAUAAUACUUCUUCCUGGAGAAUCGGCGAAACGAAUACAGAUUAUACUUCCUCCAAUUCAAGUUUUUCGUCGUCAUCAUCAGAUGACGAUGAUGGCGAUGAUAGGAAAUCUAGGUCUACCGUUAGGCUUUAUGGGGGCGGGAUAGCGACCGAACGGUCGGUGGUAACUUCGCAAAGAAGUAGGAGUUAUGAUCAGCGAUCUUCAAGAAGGAGGAGGGGUUCAGAUCAUGAGUAUGAUGAUGAAGAAGAGGAUGAUGACGAGGCCGGGGAAGCAGUUGGAGCAGAGUGGGAACAUGUGCUCGGGUUCAGGCAUAAUGUCCUAGCGGGGCUGCUAAGUGUUCCUAGAGCUUUGGCAAAGAGUAGAUUCGAGCUUUCAGUCGACCACUCUGUUUUCCUAGGGUACCCGUGUUACAGUAGGAUUGAUGGAACAUGGCAAAGAAAGAAGAAGGAGAGGAAAAUAAAGAGUGAGGGCCCUAAGGGGGAAGAAGAGAAAGAAGUGCAUACCAGCGACGUGGAUAAUGACGACGAAGAUACGAAGGGUAACGACGCAGACGACGAAGACCCAGAUGCAGUCGCACUAUCCCGUUCAAAAAGCCCAAACCCACCACCAUCUGAACGCAAGAAGAUAAAGCGAGAACCCCGCAAAGUUGAGGCGACACCGAGUAAACUUGCCAUGUUCCACAUUGUCUUCGUCAUGAACCCGCCGCAGCUAGAGUAUCACUCACGCAUGCACGACAUGUACGAUGUCGCAAAGCAGUUUACCAUGGCGCUUAAAACUCAACAAUCUGACGACGAUUAUGUCGCCCGAGAGGCCGAACGAAUCCUUGAAAUCAGAGAGCGCGGUGAAAAGCGUGGUGAUUCGAUGCAUGAGCUAUGGUUAAGAAUCAUCCGUGAGAGUACUCUUGCUGCAGCAAUCGCUACUCUAUACCAAUCAAUCUCCGCCUCAAAAAUCGCCCAUCUAAAAGUCAAUGACUUUGACUUUGCUCUACAAAUCCCGAUAAUGAUGGAAACAGCUGCGCUUCCCUCCAUCUCGGAACCCCAGUUACCUGGUAUGCAUCUUACAACUCUCCGAACUAUAGGCGCCACUCCAAGCGAAGGCGAAGAUGCCCUCAUGACACCCCACUUCACACUUCUUUUCCUUGAAGACGUAGACGACAUCAUCAAGGAAAUUAUUCUAGACCAAGACCAAUCUUCACUCAGCGCCUCCUUUGUCCAGUUCAUCCAAAACUGCCGUCCCACGGUUUCCUUCGCACAAAUGCUCUCUCCGACAUCAGACUCUAGCGCGCCUCAUCCAGAAAACCCAGAAUACCAGUACAUAGAGUACUUCGCCCGCCAUCUGAUUUACUGGCGGAAAGCUCGUGCCAUAAUGCCACUUCACUACAGAAGAUACUACAUCGUCUCCCCAAACGCGGAUAUGAAACGACUAGUAUCCCAAUCCAUCGUUUUUGCGAGGUUAUUUCCCGCAUUACCACCGCUGCCCAAAAUGUUAUCACUUUUAUCCGGGAAGCCUAGGCCGUACUCUGCCUACAUCCCGUCAAAGGAUCAUAGACAAGCAUACAUGGAUAUGCUAGCAUGGUUGAUGCGCUAUGGAUGGGUUACAAACCUACUUACAUUCGCGUAUCUCAAGAUCCCGAAGGAUAUCAAAGUAGCAGUUCGAGAACGGCAAAAGAGAGAACAAGCCGAAGCGGCAGUUGAAAUGAUACAAGCCGCUACUUUCAGUGCUACAACUGCGGUUUCGGCGGUGAAUAAUAAUGGUAAUAGCCCGCGAAUGAUGAGUACCAGUAUUGAAAAAUCUAUCGCAAACGGCACGGCGAUACCAAAUACCAGUUUGAGAGAUAUCGAAGAAGAACCAAAAAUAAGUCUCUCGGCGGGUGGAGACUCUAGUAUCUCAAAUAGUCGGCCGAGGACCGGGUGGUCUGAUGUUACAGAUUCAUCUAUAACUGUCCCUUCGAGGUCUACCAACCCUACGACCAAUACCCCGGGCACACCAUUCGAAAAGAUGGAAUCUUCAAGCGGACAGCUGGAAGACUCAAUCGUAUUUGAUCCUUCAAGAGCGACUCCCUUAGAAUCUACAUGGAUCGAAAGGUUAACAGAAGGUCAGCCGCCGGAUAUUGUUGCAUUAUUCGACCGUUUAGUAAAGUACCUUGACGGUCAACAUGCGAUCGAGGGUAUUGCGCUCAGAGAAGCAAUCUCAAAGAAGGAGUUAAAGAGGGUUCUAAACGCCAUGGAUCGGUAUAUUGUGUACGCUAGACAUUGGUAA
Orbilia oligospora ATCC 24927 is the source of this 2382-nucleotide messenger RNA. RefSeq lists its product as uncharacterized. The record is from RefSeq and is a predicted model, not a curated record. Bases 1 to 2382 code for a protein of 793 amino acids. Lineage: Eukaryota; Fungi; Ascomycota; Orbiliomycetes; Orbiliales; Orbiliaceae. Gene Ontology annotation, cellular component: GATOR1 complex. Gene Ontology annotation, biological process: negative regulation of TORC1 signaling; TORC1 signaling; cellular response to amino acid starvation. The transcript has a single exon.